AUUAUUGCAAGACUUCAGUGAACUUAGCUUUUAGAAGUCAAACAGUCAAUACUGUCAGUUCAGUUUAGACAGCGAUGUUAAACACACUAAAAUACAAACUUGUGACGGUGAUCGGGCUUACUUGUCUCUUUUUGAGCGUAAAUGGAUGUGCUGCAAAAAGCAUUAACCGGACCUUCACCAUUGAUCAUGUAGGCAAUACAUUUUUAAUGGACGGCUUGCCAUUCCGAUAUGUCUCAGGCUCGUUUCAUUAUUUCCGCGCUUUGCCUCAAGUAUGGGCCGAACGUUUGAAGACAAUGCAUGCAGCCGGCUUAAAUGCCAUCGAUACCUACAUUGAGUGGUCUUUGCAUAACCCGCACGACGGCGUCUACAACUGGGAUGGUAUUGCUGAUAUUGAACGCUUCUUGGAAUUAGCACAAAAGGAAGGUUUAUAUGUAGUGCUACGACCGGGUCCAUACAUUUGCGCGGAGCGUGAUAAUGGCGGAUUGCCACAUUGGCUUUUCACCAAGUAUCCCGAAAUUAAAGUGCGCACCAGCGAUCCUUACUAUCAAUUGGAGGUAAGCAAAUGGUAUGCAAAAUUAAUGCCACGCCUACAACGGUUUCUCUACGGCAAUGGUGGCCCAAUUAUAACGGUGCAAGUAGAAAACGAAUAUGGAGCCUUUUAUGCCUGCGAUGCGAAACAUUUGCUUUGGCUGCGCGAUGAAACCGAAAAAUAUGUUCAAGGAAAUGCCGUACUUUUCACAACGGAUCAACCUGAUAAUGGUUUGGAAUGUGGCAAAAUUGAAGGCGUACAUGCGACAGUUGAUUUUGGAAUAGGUACGAACUUCGAUAAGCACUGGCUUGCAAUGCGCAGGGUCCAACCAACCGGACCGUUAGUAAAUUCUGAGUUCUAUCCCGGUUGGUUAACCCAUUGGGGAGAGGAGAAUCAAAGACGUGAUGGGAUGGAAGUAGCAGAUUCACUGAGACGAAUACUCGAAGCUGGCGCCAGUGUAAACUUUUACAUGUUCUUUGGAGGCACGAACUUUGGUUUCACCGCUGGCGCUAACAAUUAUGGAGACUACGUAGCUGAUAUCACUUCUUACGAUUACGAUGCCAUAAUGGAUGAGGCGGGUAAUGUCACUAAGAAGUUCGAAAUGAUACGUAAAGUCAUAGCCGAUUUUAUCGACGUGCCAAACGAAGAGAGCUGCAAUGGUUGCAUAGAAACGCAACGCUUGGCUUACGGUAAUGUAACGCUAAAGCCCGUUACCAAUUUACUCUCAGAAGUAGGACGCACUACAUUGGCGAAAGGCGUACCACUGUCAGCCGAAAAACCACUCACAUUUGAAAACCUCGAUCAGUAUUCCGGCCUAGUUCUGUACGAAACCGAAUUGCCACAUUUGGAAAUCGAUCCCACAGUUCUCACAGUCAAUGAAUUGCAUGAUCGUGCCUUUGUAUUUGUAGAUGAUGAGUUGGUUGGCACAUUGUCGCGUAAGAACGGUAUCUUGUCGGUGCCAUUAAGCAAAGGAUGGGGUAGCGUUCUACAAAUUUUGGUUGAAAAUCAAGGACGUAUCAAUUAUGAAACUAUGAACGAUACCAAAGGUAUUUUAGGAGCGGUAACAGUGGAACGUUUCAAUGGGAAACAGGAACUCAAGAAUUGGGUCACAACUUCUUUUCCGUUGGAAAGUGAACAAAUAAUGUUGACUUCAGCAACGCUUAAAAGCGGAAUGAAAACCGACGUAGUACCGAAAAGCAAAAUUUUAAGGAAUGGACCUGUAAUAUAUCACGGUGAAUUCACAGUGGAAAAACUCGGCGACACUUAUCUAAAUCCAACCGGUUGGGGCAAGGGUGUGGUUUAUAUAAAUGGCUUCAAUUUGGGACGCUAUUGGCCGUUGAUAGGGCCUCAAACAACGUUAUAUCUUCCCAAGGAUUUACUAAAUGUUGGCACGAACACGCUGGUUCUUUUGGAAUACCAGAGAGCUAACUUAAAUGAGGCAACUGGAGAGUAUACCGUGACACUCGACGAUAAACCGCAGUUAGAUGGAUAAUUAUUUGCUUAUUAAAGAGCGUUUUGUUAUUGUUGUAUUUUCUGUCUUUUUUUUAACUGGAAAUGUUUUAUAAUAAACAUUGCUAUUAAAUGAAAAAA
Molecule: messenger RNA, 2119 nt
Organism: Bactrocera dorsalis (oriental fruit fly)
Lineage: Eukaryota; Metazoa; Arthropoda; Insecta; Diptera; Tephritidae
Product: beta-galactosidase
Biological process (GO): carbohydrate metabolic process
Cellular component (GO): vacuole
Molecular function (GO): beta-galactosidase activity
Source: RefSeq, a predicted model, not a curated record